This is a messenger RNA of Mycosarcoma maydis (corn smut), 882 nucleotides long. RefSeq lists its product as uncharacterized. NCBI's taxonomy places the organism in Eukaryota, Fungi, Basidiomycota, Ustilaginomycetes, Ustilaginales. The transcript is spliced from 2 exons. The record is from RefSeq and is a predicted model, not a curated record. The coding region runs from base 1 to 882 and encodes 293 amino acids. Gene Ontology annotation, cellular component: cytoplasm. Gene Ontology annotation, molecular function: zinc ion binding.
AUGCCCGAACGUUCGACCGGGCCAAUGAUGUUUAUUGGCGAGAGAUGUGCAUUCGAAGAAUGUCAUCGAGACGACUUCUUGCCAUUCAAGUGCAGCGACUGCCGCCAACACUAUUGCUCGAGUCACUUUCGACCACAAGCUCAUCGAUGCUCGCACUAUGAUGCUCACAAUGCCGACUAUCGCGUGCCGCUAUGUCCCAUCUGUGACAACCCACCCGAGGGAUGGAAGCGCGAUCAGGAUCCCAACGUUGCCAUGGAUCGCCACCUCUCAGGUCAAUGUCCCAAGCUCGAUCGCCAUGGCUACCUCAAGCCCAAUGCUACAUUACCAAAGGCAACACAGAUCAAAAGGAUAAAAAAGACAAACGAGUGCUCGUUCGUCAAGUGUUCCAAGAUCAUGGUGGUACCCAUCACGUGUCCUCAAUGCUCGGCAUCCUUCUGCCCAUCUCAUCGUGCCCCGAAUCAGCACAGCUGCAAGCAUGCCCCUCCUUCACUUAGCUCUCCAGCAUCACCCUCUUCGCAUCUAACUCCAAAUGUCUCGGCAGCAAAUGGUAUCAAGAAUGCUUUCCAGAACCUCAAGAUCAGCAAUCCCGCAGCAGCAUCCAACAAGCCAGCUUCAACAUCGAAGCACGCACCUUCAAGUAAUACAACUCGUCCAACAGACGCCUCAAACUUGAGCACAACAUCAGCGCCUUUCGGCAAAAUGUUUGACAAGUCUGAAAAACGCGCAAAGGCGGAAAGACUAUCAGCCGUCCGCGCCAUGCAGGCACGCCAACGCAAGGGCAUUCUUUCUAAAGCGGACGAAAUCAAGUUGGCGGAAGAGAUGGCAAUGCUCUCCAAGACGGAUCGAAUGAAAGCUUCAGAUUCGGACUGCAUCGUGAUGUAA